Molecule: messenger RNA, 2023 nt
Organism: Paramisgurnus dabryanus
Lineage: Eukaryota; Metazoa; Chordata; Actinopteri; Cypriniformes; Cobitidae
Source: RefSeq, a predicted model, not a curated record
AUGAGUGCUGCAGAGAGCGAGGAAAUUGUAAAUAAAAGAGGAAAAUUCAGCUCGCCAGUAUGGCAGUUUUUUGGAUAUUAUAAGUCUGACCGUAGUCAGACCAAUGCCGUCUGCAAAUUAUGCAAGACCGUCGUCCCAGCCAAGUCUGGUAAUACCACGAACCUGAUGUACCACCUUAGCCGCGCUCACCCUUUGGAGCACAGCCGUAUUCAACCAACAACAUCUGUAGCUGCAACACCGCACAAGCAGCAGACGACCAUGGAGAGGUACUCUGCAUCAGUGCCUUAUGACAAAGAAACAAAACGGUACAAAGAUAUUACGGAGGCAGUGGCAUAUCAUAUAGCCAAAGACAUGCUUCCGUUUAGCACCGUUGAGAAGUCAGGUUAUAAAAAACUUAUACACGUGCUUGACCCACGCUACGUUCUUCCUGGCCGAAAGUACUUUUCUAAGACUGCCAUUCCUAAGCUGUAUGUAAUGUGCAAAGAAUCUGUACAGCAAGAAAUAUUGUCAGCAAAGUACUUUGCAACAACCUCUGACCUGUGGUCAAGCCGUACUUCUGAGCCAUAUAUUAGCUUGACCAUUCACUUCAUCGACAAUGAAUGGGGUUUGAAAACCAGAUGCCUUGAGACUGCAUAUUUCCCCGAAGACCACACAGGAGAAGUGAUAGCAGAAGGCUUGAAGGAGGCACUGUUGUCCUGGGGUCUGAUUGAAGACAAAAUGGUGUGCAUUACCACAGACAGCGGGGCAAAUGUAGUGAAGGCGACUUCACUGAACAACUGGACACGGCUGCAGUGUUUUGGCCAUCGUUUGCACUCUGCUAUUGGUGCUGCAGGGAAAGAUAAAAGAGUGGAGAGGGCUGUAGGUGUGUGCAAGAAAGUGGUAUCUAGCUUUUCUUACUCGUGGAAGAAAAAGAGUGCGCUCUCUAAAGCACAGGAACGUCUCAAUCUUCCCAAACACCAGCUGGUCACAGAGUCACUAACCAGGUGGGGCUCAAGACAAAAGAUGGUGGCAAGGGUCCUAGAGCAACAAAAGGCCAUCACUGAAGUUCUCUCUUCUGACAAAAACAACAGGCACCUGAUCCCAACGUGGCAGGAUAUUGACGUCCUGGAGUCAAUGCAUGCGGCCUUAACUCCUCUCCUGGAGUUCACAGACUCCCUUUCUGGGGAGUCAUAUGUGACGGUCUCAUACGUGAAGCCUGUGCUCCACCUUUUCCGCUCUAGUUUGCUGAAAGUUAAUGAUGGGGACACUCAGCUCACAAAAGAGCUGAAGACAAAAAUAAUGACCUAUCUUGACGAGAAAUAUGCUGACCCUGACACAGAUGAUCUCCUUGACAUGGCUACCUUUGUGGACCCUAGGUUUAAAGGCCGAUACAUCAGACCAGGGAAGGUAGGGGCCAUUCAAAUGAGAGCUGUGUCUGAGAUCAUGGAUGAAGACCAGGGCCAAUCACAGGCAGGGCCUUCUGAGGGAGCAGCAGACCAAGGUGCAGAAGGAGGAGCUAUCAGUGGACCACCUAUGCCACUGGGCGUGAAGAAGCAACGCAAGUCAUUGGGGAGCUUUUUCAAAAAACAGUGCCAAGAUGAUGAUGCUUUGCCUCUCACUGAAAAACAAAAAGUGGAGAGUGAGCUGGAAAGGUACCUGAUGUGCCCCGAUGCAGACAGUGAGUCUAACCCUCUGGACUGGUGGAGGCUACAUGAACACAACUUCCCCAGAUUGUCUCAGCUGGCGAAAAAGUACUUGUGUAUCCCAGCCACCAGCACCCCCUCAGAAAGAAUUUUUAGUACUGGGGGUAAUAUUGUUACAUGCACCAGGGCAGCUUUAGACCCAGAGAAGGUCAACCAGCUGGUGUUCCUAGCACAAAACCUGGACUGAAAAUAUACUUGAAUAGUUCAGCUUCAAGUAUGAUUACACUUACAGUAAGAAUAACUUGAAGAGUUGCCUUUUAUAUUUCUGCUUUUUUUUUUAAACAAUGUUACUGGUACUGUAUCAGGUUUGUUUUUUAUAUUAUAGAUGUACCUCAGUCAGU